GGGACUGAGGGAGCCGGGGCGGGCUGAGGGCGCCGGGCUGAGGGAGGGACAUGGCGAGGGCGGCCGUCUGCCUGCUGCGCUGCGACCUGCGGGCCCACGAUAACCAGGUGCUCCACUGGGCUCACAACAAUGCCGAUUACAUUAUUCCCCUCUACUGCUUCGACCCGCGGCACUACGUGGGCACCCACUGCUACGGCUUCCCAAAGACGGGGCCGCAUCGGCUCAGGUUUUUGCUGGAAAGCGUGAAAGAUCUAAGGGAAACGCUCAAGAAGAAAGGAAGUACCCUGGUUGUGAGAAAAGGGAAGCCAGAAGAUGUGGUCAGUGAUCUAAUUACUCAGUUGGGCUGCGUUGGUGUUGUAGCUUUCCAUGAAGAGGCUACACAGGAGGAGCUGGAUGUGGAGAAGGGGCUGUGCCAGGUGUGUGGGCAGCACGGGGUGAAGGUGCAGACGUUCUGGGCAGCCACGCUGUACCACCGGGAUGACCUUCCCUUCGGGCCUAUCGCCAGGUUGCCCGAUGUCUACACCCAGUUCCGAAAAGCGGUGGAAUCUGAGGCGAAGGUCCGGCCAACCCUGCAGCUGGCAGAUCAGCUGAAGCCUCUGGCUCCGGGGGUGGAAGAAGGCUGUAUCCCUACAAUGGAGGAUUUGGGACAGAAAGAUCCUGGGACUGAUCCACGAACAGCCUUCCCCUGCAGUGGAGGAGAGACCCAGGCUUUAAUGAGACUCCAGUAUUAUUUUUGGGACACGAACCUGGUUGCAUCUUACAAGGAGACUCGGAAUGGGCUGAUAGGGAUGGAUUACUCGACCAAAUUUGCACCAUGGCUGGCGCUAGGCUGCAUUUCACCUCGCUACAUCUACGAGCAAAUACGGAAGUAUGAAAAAGAGAGAACAGCAAAUCGUAGCACAUACUGGGUCCUGUUUGAACUACUGUGGCGGGAUUACUUUCGAUUUGUGGCCCUGAAGUACGGCAGAAGGAUUUUCUCAGUAAGAGGGCUUCAGAGUAAAGAGGUCCCCUGGAAAAAGGAUCUUCAGCUCUUUGACUGCUGGAAAGAGGGCAAAACGGGGGUUCCUUUUGUCGAUGCCAACAUGCGAGAGCUGGCUGCGACGGGCUUUAUGUCUAACAGAGGGCGGCAGAACGUCGCCAGCUUUCUCACCAAGGACCUGGGUCUGGACUGGAGGAUGGGGGCAGAAUGGUUCGAACACCUGCUGGUUGAUUACGACGUUUGCAGCAAUUACGGCAACUGGUUGUACGGCGCUGGCGUUGGCAAUGACCCAAGGGACAACAGGAAGUUCAACAUGAUUAAACAAGGCCUGGACUACGACGGCAACGGAGAUUACGUCCGGCUGUGGGUGCCAGAGCUACGGGGCGUUAAGGGAGCAGCUGCCCACACCCCGUGGGCACUGAGCAGUGCCGCGCUCUCCCAGGCGGGCGUAACUCUGGGCGAGACCUACCCACAGCCAGUCGUGACGGCCCCGGAGUGGAGCAGGCACAUCAGCCAGAGGCCUCAGGGAAGAAGCCCCCAUCCCAGGGGCAGGAGAGGACCUGCUCGCACCCCGGCGCAGCACAAGGACGGAGGGAUAGAUUUCUACUUUUCUCGCAAGAAAGAUGUGUGAUGAAGGCGAUCCACGUGCAUCCUGGAGAAGAGUUCACUGGGAGCUUUUGCUGCUGAAUAUUCAGAUUUAAUGCUCUAUCUCUUUGAGCUAAGCCAAUGCUAGAAGUCUGGCCUCACGGAAGUAACAGGGAUCUGCCUCUUUGGUGUUCCCAAGGACAGGCUCUGCAAGCAGAUAUUUGGAGGUUGUGUUCUAGCACUGAUCAUGGUGCUUGGAUCCUUUUUCACUUAAGCCACUGCUGUGAGGUUGUAGGCACUCUCCAGGAGUGCUGGGGGUCUGAUUCCCGUAGACACGUGUCACUCUUAACUCUGUAAAGUGCUUUUGUUGAAAGGGACUGUCAAACUAAUGUUAACUAACCAAAACGGUACCGCCUUUCCAUUUUGAACAGGUGUUGCUGCUUUUCCAGGGCCUCUCGCUUGGCACUGUUGCUUACAGCUGUUACAAGCUCAAUUUCUACCUCUUUUUACAAACUGGAGCAGAUGGUUUAUGCAGCAGGUAUUCAGAAAGAACUAUUUAUCUUGAAUUUUCUUAUGCUAAUUUUUCAUUCUUAAAGCUUUUAAACUACUGCUCAUUAUGCAAUUAAAAAAUUUGCUGCUGGA
Messenger RNA from Cygnus atratus (black swan), 2206 nucleotides. Its product is annotated as cryptochrome DASH-like. The transcript has 14 exons. Gene Ontology annotation, molecular function: deoxyribodipyrimidine photo-lyase activity; FAD binding; damaged DNA binding. Lineage: Eukaryota; Metazoa; Chordata; Aves; Anseriformes; Anatidae. Gene Ontology annotation, biological process: photoreactive repair. The record is from RefSeq and is a predicted model, not a curated record. The coding region runs from base 51 to 1610 and encodes 519 amino acids.